Monoraphidium neglectum is the source of this 192-nucleotide messenger RNA. RefSeq lists its product as hypothetical. The record is from RefSeq and is a predicted model, not a curated record. NCBI's taxonomy places the organism in Eukaryota, Viridiplantae, Chlorophyta, Chlorophyceae, Sphaeropleales, Selenastraceae. Bases 1 to 192 code for a protein of 63 amino acids. The transcript has 2 exons.
AUGUUCCAGGGCGGCCACCCCUUUGUCGGGCUCACACCGAGCCAGGUCUUGCACGCGGUCAGCACGGGCAAGAUGCUCACCGUCCCCGAGAGCACGCCCGAGAAGGUGUGGCCGCUGCUGGCCGCGUGCUUGUCCCCCAAGCCAGAAAACAGCGGCGCCGCUGCCAACGGCUGUCACAUCAGCAUCACCUGA